This is a messenger RNA of Ustilaginoidea virens, 453 nucleotides long. RefSeq lists its product as uncharacterized. Gene Ontology annotation, cellular component: mediator complex; chromatin. Lineage: Eukaryota; Fungi; Ascomycota; Sordariomycetes; Hypocreales; Clavicipitaceae. The record is from RefSeq and is a predicted model, not a curated record. Gene Ontology annotation, biological process: positive regulation of transcription by RNA polymerase II. The transcript is spliced from 3 exons. The coding region runs from base 1 to 453 and encodes 150 amino acids. Gene Ontology annotation, molecular function: transcription coregulator activity.
AUGGCCCCCCUCGACAGAGACCACGACAGUCUCGAGCAGCAGCUCAAAGACAUCAUCCAGGACCUCUACCAGAUCAUGGUCCAGGUCUCGACGUACGACACGACCGGCCGCCCAACCCGCCAGGUGCUCUCCAACGAAACAAAGGCGCUCUCGCAGUCGCUGCAGUCGCUGCACGCGACGACGACGUCCCCGCACGCGAGGCUGCCCGCCGUGCCGCCCGAGCUGCUGGAGUACGUGGAGAACGGGCGCAACCCGGACAUCUACACGCGCGAGUUUGUCGAGCUCGUCCGCCGGGGCAACCAGCUCAUGCGGGGCAAGGCCCGCGCGUUUGGGGAGUUUCGCGACGCGCUGGCGCGGGAGGUGGCGGGCGCGAUGCCCGAGCUGCGGGGGGAUGUGGACCGGGUGCUGCGCGAGACGGGGGGGGGGCCGCUGGGAGGGGCGGACGGGGAGUAG